AUGUCGAACGACCAGGGCGAGGCAGACCACGUCUCCCCACAGAAGCGGGAAGGCAGAAAGGUCUACCAUCCUCGCUCCUUGUCUAUGCCAAGGAUGCUCUGUGGCGACUCCUGCCAUUCAUACCCCAACGAUCCGCAGAAGGAAUACGAAGAACGCAAGUGGUGCAAUCACCCAAAGAUCUUCCUCGACCGCCGGAACGGCACGCUCGACAGUUUCCACCAACGGAUGGUGAACUGCACCUACUGCGAUCCGAGGCGGGAACGCCCUGAGCUCAGCACUCAGAAGUACCUCGCCAAGAUGGAAGAGGAAGCGGCGAAUGGGCCACCCCUCACAUUCACCGAGCGAAUCCUGGCAUCCGCCAAAAGGAAGACGAAGCGAGCUAUCACUCGUUUCCUGGAUGCUCAUCACAGUCUCAACGGCACUACGGCACCAGAAGCCGGCAUACAGCCUACUUCAGGUACAGCUCCGCCACCCAAGACGGAGCAGAAGAUCACCCACGACACUCUUUGCUUGGACCAAGCGGAAGAGGGGAGAGAGACGGUGGGGCGGCCGAGCACAGAAUCCAGGAGGAGCCGGACGAGCUUCAUCAGCCAUAUCGGUAUUCCUGAAGAUGCGAUUGAUUGGCAGGCUCGUGGGGAUGCGGACAGGGUCCCUAGCUUUGGGACGUGGACAAAGUCGAGGGAGAGUGAGCAGUGA
Recurvomyces mirabilis is the source of this 696-nucleotide messenger RNA. RefSeq lists its product as uncharacterized. Bases 1 to 696 code for a protein of 231 amino acids. The transcript is spliced from 2 exons. NCBI's taxonomy places the organism in Eukaryota, Fungi, Ascomycota, Dothideomycetes, Mycosphaerellales, Teratosphaeriaceae. The record is from RefSeq and is a predicted model, not a curated record.